AGUACUGUUGGUACUGUCAGUUGUCUUACGUGCAUAUUUGUAUCAUAUCAAGUGUAACGACGUGAUAGGUUAUGUUUUUUAGUCAUCUACUCCCAAAAAUGUCACGUUUGAUACGAUUAACUGUCAGUCGUCGCUUUCACUGCACAAUAUUAUGUUGAUAGUCCGCAGUACAUAGAGAAGAAAUUAACGUGAUUCCUUCACCCGAGACAUGUGCAAUGUUAAAGCAUGGUUAUCACUCCGCGAAAGAUGAAACAGGUUGCCUUCUCCGUGAUUUGUGUAAUACUAGUGUUAGGAUUCUAUAAGACAUUAGUUAGCCCAGAAGAAGAACAGUCUUUUCCCAGAGUUCAUCCACGGAACCAUAAAUCUCAUGUGGUUGAUACAAAUGAUAUUGAAUCUGAAAAUCAAAGGGUACAAGAUAUUGAAGUAGAUGCACCUUAUGCGGACAUUAAAGAUAUCGAAGAAAGAAUCUUGGUCACAGGUGGAGCAGGCUUUGUUGGGUCACAUUUGGUUGACCGUUUAAUGUUGGCUGGCCAUGAAGUAACAGUUGUAGAUAACUUCUUCACUGGAAGAAAACGCAAUGUUGAACAUUGGGUUGGUCAUGAGAACUUUGAGCUUGUUCACCAUGACAUUGUUAGACCUCUCUAUUUAGAAGUAGAUGAAAUAUAUCACCUUGCCAGCCCAGCUAGUCCACCACACUACAUGCUUAAUCCAGUGAAAACAAUAAAAACGAAUACUUUAGGGACGAUAAAUAUAUUAGGUCUUGCGAAACGAGUAGGAGCAAGAGUUUUAAUAGCUAGUACCUCUGAAGUGUACGGAGAUCCUAAUGAACAUCCUCAAACAGAAACUUACUGGGGCCAUGUGAAUCCUAUAGGUCCAAGAGCUUGUUACGACGAAGGAAAGCGCGUGGCUGAAACACUGAGUUAUGCUUACAUGAGGCAGGAAGGUGUUUCAGUACGCGUUGCUCGAAUUUUUAACACAUUCGGGCCUAGGAUGCACAUGAACGAUGGCCGUGUAGUUUCAAACUUCAUUUUACAAGCACUACAAAAUGAUUCGAUUACGAUAUAUGGAAGCGGAAAGCAGACGCGUUCAUUUCAAUACGUGUCUGAUCUAGUCGAUGGAUUAGUAGCUUUGAUGGCUUCUAAUUACACUCAACCUAUUAAUAUUGGAAACCCUGUAGAGCAUACAAUAGAAGAAUUUGCACUGAUAAUAAAAGAUUUAGUUGGUACAAAGAGUAAAAUAGUCGAGCUUGCCGCGGUCGAGGAUGAUCCUCAAAGAAGAAGACCAGAUAUAACGAGAGCUAAGAUAUAUUUGAAUUGGGAGCCAAAGAUCCCUUUAGCCGAAGGGCUUAAGAAAACGAUAUUGUACUUCGCUAAAGAGUUGCAGAGAACGAAACACUCGCAAAAAACUAGUUUUAUGCAGCCUUCUUAUAAGAACGAUCAUGACAUAGUAGAACAACUAUAGAAGACAGAACGUUAACACGAAUAAUUUAUCCACUUCUAACAGUGACUUGAAAGUGCCAUUAAGCUAUGGACCAGUAUGUGCCAAAAUAUCCCCCGUCCAAAUUGAAUUCUGUAUAAUUUUUUAUAUUAACGGGUACAUGAUAUUCAUUUUUAACAAAUAAAAAUACAUGUUUAAUUUUAUUUCAGCUUUACGACAACUAUGUUUAUUAAGUUCUGUGCACACUUUUGUUUAUUGUUGACUGCAAGUAUUUAUUUCAAAGGGCCACACCGUUACUUAUUUCGCGACGGAAUGGAAAAUUAUAAUCGUGUUUCUAACAGGUAUCUUUUAUGUAGAAAUAUCUAGAUCGCGUAACGCUCACCAUUGUUUGUUAUAGAUCAGAAACUUGUACGAUCAGUCGACGGUGCUGAUGAAAGCUAUUCAUGUUCUUUCUUCUCUACGAUUUACUAGGGUAAACUAUACGAACCUUAAUAUAUCGAGUUGAUUUUACUUAAUAUUUCUAUAUAAUCGAUUUUCCUCCGACUGUACCAUGUUCAUCGUCUUUUAUCGGACUUCUUUAACGUGUAUCAUAGCAACGUAAUCAAUGUGCACUUGUGCAAAUUAGUCAAUUUUCAAAGAGUGUUUCUGCCAUCGAAUUUUUUAUCAUAGAAACAGAGGCGUUCACUCGAAGUUCUCGUUCUGUGAAACGGGAAUCCCGAACAUUUGUAUGAUAAUAGUGCUCGUAAUUGUGUGAUAUAUAUUGUAUACAUACACGGUAUACGUAAUUCGUACUGUAAUAUUCGAGAGCGUGUAAACAGGAAAGUAAUUUUAUACUUUACGAACAACUGUACACGGAUAAGCGAGUAAACAGCUUUGUAAAGACGCCUUGUCAUCGUAGCAACUGUAUUGCGUUUAAUUUAUAUAUAAAUAAUCUGGCGGGGUUGAGACUCUUGUCCGCUUAUGUAGAUAUACAAUAUAUAAAAUGAAUGUUUAC
This is a messenger RNA of Dufourea novaeangliae, 2431 nucleotides long. RefSeq names its product UDP-glucuronic acid decarboxylase 1 (gene Uxs). Gene Ontology annotation, molecular function: UDP-glucuronate decarboxylase activity; NAD+ binding. Gene Ontology annotation, cellular component: cytoplasm. The record is from RefSeq and is a predicted model, not a curated record. Gene Ontology annotation, biological process: D-xylose metabolic process. Lineage: Eukaryota; Metazoa; Arthropoda; Insecta; Hymenoptera; Halictidae. Bases 226 to 1461 code for a protein of 411 amino acids. The transcript is spliced from 6 exons.